This is a messenger RNA of Ectocarpus siliculosus, 123 nucleotides long. The record is from the annotation of a GenBank genome assembly. Lineage: Eukaryota; Phaeophyceae; Ectocarpales; Ectocarpaceae.
AUGAACAUAUUCCGGUUACUCGGGGACAUGACCCACCUGGCGGCAACGGUUCUACUACCAUACAAGCUGCAUACCUCCCGAAGCGCCGCAGGCAUCAGACUGCAGCGAUGUAUCAUACGUUAG